Micropterus salmoides (largemouth bass) is the source of this 1088-nucleotide messenger RNA. RefSeq names its product membrane-spanning 4-domains subfamily A member 12-like. Gene Ontology annotation, cellular component: membrane. Lineage: Eukaryota; Metazoa; Chordata; Actinopteri; Centrarchiformes; Centrarchidae. The record is from RefSeq and is a predicted model, not a curated record. The transcript is spliced from 8 exons. Bases 301 to 909 code for a protein of 202 amino acids.
AACACUUGCUUAUCUCUCUGGCGGUUGUCUAUCCCUCGCUAUCUCUCUCGCGCUCCCUAAUAAUCCUCGUACGAACCCGCCUGCAAAAAGAGAAGUCAGGGAGGCGCUUUAAAAAUCAGGAGUGGUCGUAAGAAGCCUAACUUAUAAAGGAGGACACAUUUAUUAACUAAUUUCGAGAGAAAAAAGGGUACAGUGCUGAGGCCUUUCUGUGAAGACUUGGCUUGUUCUCCCCGUGUCUGCAUGGGUUCUCUACGGGCGCUCCUGCUUCCUCCCACCAUCCAAAGAUAUUCAGGCUAGGUGAUGGCAGUGGCAGUCUCCAGAGAUCUGACAGUGCAGGUGCUGGAGGAUGUGAACACUGUCAAGUUGACUGACAGACAGCAGGCUUUGCGCGCUGCCAUCCAGAGAGGAGAGCCCAAAUGUCUGGGGGUGAGUCAGGUGAUGCUGGGGCUGAUGGUCAUGUCCUACUCCAUUCCUCUGCACUUCACUGAGGCCACUGAGGUGGUCAUCCUGGGAGUUCCUUGGUGGAGUGGCCUGACGUUCAUCACAGCAGGAGUGGUUGCUAUCGUCUUGGACAAACACUGCACCAUGAAGAUUCUGCAGGUGUGUUUGAUGGUGAGCAUAGUUUCCACUAUGCUGUCAGUGGUGGCUGUGAUCAUCUACUCUGUGGACAUGGACAUGAAUCCUGAAGUGGCCUGCGUCAAGUCACUGCAUGGCAACUGUAGCGAGACACACUACGCCACGAGGCUGAGCAGAGGAGUGAAGUCGUCCCUCCUUCUCUUCACCCUGGCCCAGGCAGCCAUCUCUGCCAUUCUCUGCUUCCUUCUCUUCAGGCAGAGACGCAGCUUCGGACAGUAUACUUCUCUCACCGAAGCGGCUCCCACAGCACUCAUACCACCCGACCUGAACUGAUCAAUAAUUGGACCAGUAGUCACUGAGAUGAUGGAUCACUUCUCAUCAUGUGGUAUUCAGAUUGAAUUUGUCUGUCUGCUUGUAUCUAGGCCUAUGACUUAUCCACUGUGCUUCCUGAUACAGUCCCCUCCAAAAGGAACGGUAUGGCAAAUUCCAUUGUUUUUAUUGUUCACUGAAGA